Messenger RNA from Brassica oleracea var. oleracea, 1174 nucleotides. RefSeq lists its product as uncharacterized. Lineage: Eukaryota; Viridiplantae; Streptophyta; Magnoliopsida; Brassicales; Brassicaceae. The transcript has a single exon. The coding region runs from base 172 to 1038 and encodes 288 amino acids. The record is from RefSeq and is a predicted model, not a curated record.
ACGCAUUUGAAGGGUCCCCACACUGAAAGCAGGAAAGAAAAGAGUGAUCAAAAUUGACGCUCAUCAUGAAUUAGCCGUUGUGGAGACUUUGUCAUCAUUUUUCUUCUCUCUCUCUCUUUUUAUUGCUCAAACGGAAGUGAAACCCUAAGAAGUUUUCAUUUUGCAUAGUUGAUGGCGGAUUUUGGGUAUCUAUCGGAUACGGACGAUUCAGCAGUGGAAGAGCUGAUAUCGCAAGCGAAGGAGCUUUCAGCUUUGGAGCAAAUAGCAGCCAUCAAUUGUUCUAGCUUCACCGACUCUUCUACUCUUCCCGAUGAUCUCGAAUCUCGUUUCCGUCGCCUCAAGUCUCUUCCUCCCGCUCGACCCGACCCGGUUUCGUCUAAGAUUAGUAAGAAGAAGGAUCUCACGCACUCCAAGAGCGUGGUGGGUUACCCAAAGGAUGCAGAUUUCUCUGGAAACCCAGUUAAAAAAUGUGGUUUUGAUGAGGAUUCGAGUAUUUUCAAGCGAGAUCUGGGAGUGAAUUCGGGUUUUGAGAGAAGCUCGCGAGCUGGGCUUGACUCUGAUGGAAGUGGAGAUUUCUCUGAUUCUGGAAACAUCGGUUCGAGUAAGAUCUUCUCGCCAGCUAAACAAACCCAGAAGCUUCCUAAAGAGAAACGCAGAGUCGCAUCCUCUUCUGUUGAUUUAGCGACCCCACCGUCAUCGGAUUCAGAACCGGAAAUGAGAUCCAAGUCGAAAUCAAGCUCAUGGGUUAAGAAGUUGUCUCCAUCAAAGAUCAUUCGUUACAUUUGGUCUUCUCCCAACAAAUCAUCAUCCGCCAAGAAGAAGAACAUCAAAAGCAUCAAAUCAUUUACUGCAUCUGGUCGCGCAUCUUCUGAUGUUGAUUUCGACGACUUUCUGUCCGAUUUAAAUGCAUAUUCAGUCGAGGACCAAAGGAAGAUGCUGAAGAAAGCACUCAAAGAACAGCAGAAGAUGCGCAAAGAAGCUGCUCAAAUCAUCAAAAUGACCAGAAAGGCUUCUGCUAGAUUUGAUUUUGAUGAUUAAUAUUCUUCGCCUUGUUGUUUUUGAGUUUUGAGAAAAGCUAGCAGACGCACAUUACCAAAAAUAAUUUAAAUUUACCAAAUAUAAAUAAGUUCUCCUUUAAUUAAUAGUACUAUAAUCUAUUAAAUUUUCCUUUUCC